Messenger RNA from Drosophila persimilis, 5213 nucleotides. It is a transcript of the gene pbl, whose product is annotated as protein ECT2. The record is from RefSeq and is a predicted model, not a curated record. Gene Ontology annotation, biological process: nervous system development; regulation of cytokinesis, actomyosin contractile ring assembly; activation of GTPase activity. Gene Ontology annotation, cellular component: cell cortex; nucleus. The transcript is spliced from 12 exons. Lineage: Eukaryota; Metazoa; Arthropoda; Insecta; Diptera; Drosophilidae. Bases 575 to 4600 code for a protein of 1341 amino acids. Gene Ontology annotation, molecular function: GTPase activator activity; guanyl-nucleotide exchange factor activity.
UUCACGGGUGCGACGUAAACGAGAUAGUUUCUCCAAAUUAUUUCAGUAAUCGGAAGAUUCAUAUACAGCCCACAAGUCACAGCUGGGAAACAAAAGUGCGAGUAACCGGACGUGCUUGGCCGUUGAAUUUUGAUUUUUAAUUUCGACGCGCAGCCGUGGCGCGUACCCUAGCAGAGUGCAAGCCGCUUAAAUGGUUUAUCUUUUAGUUGUUGCAAUUAUUUGAGCAAAUUCCGAGGUGCAAGUGUGUUAAUUGUAAAUAUAAAGCGACGGACGCUGCCGCUCACCCCUUUCCCGCCUCUCUGUUCGUGUCCCCGUUCGCCGGCUGUUCCUGUGUGUUUUAUUUGUGUGUGUGUGUGCGCGCACUUUGUUCUUUUGCGCGCCGCUUUUUAAUUGAGCAAUUGACAAGAAAGAUAUUAAACAAAACGAUGCCCUGGCAAUGGACGACGCAUGCAUGAGCGGGCCAGGCUUCAAUAGUUCACAAAAUUGACGGUCACAAACUAGAUAAUUCCGAAAAACUCCUUGGGUUUGUUUUUGACUGUGUUCCGUUUUCGUGUGCGUGAGUGUCUUUAUCGAAAUGGAAACUAUUGAGGAGCAAUCGAAAUGCGAGAUGUUCAUUACAACGCUGCCCACACGGAUCUGCCUGGUGGGCAACGUUGGCCAGGACGCGGACACGCUGCUGGCAGCCGAGAGCUUCGGCCUGCCCGUUAUAACAUCCGACUCUGGUCUGGACACCGCCGACGACAAGGAAUGGCGGACCUUCUACGUGAUGGGAGACUUUGAGGGCGACAACUUUCAGGCGCUGCACAAGCAGAAGGAAUGCAUUCUGGGCCCGCCCGCUUUGAAGUACGCGGCAGAGAUGAAGCAGACGCUGGGCCACAACUCGCGGCCCAUUUACAACUACGCGAUGCGCGGCGUCGUCACUUGCUUCACGGGCAUACGCAAGAAGGAUGAGCUGACGAAACUGGUGCACCUCAUCCACUCCAUGGGCGGCUGCAUCAAGAAGGACAUGAACCCCAAGACAACGCAUUUGAUUUGCAGUCACAGCGGCGGCGCCAAGUACCAAUACGCCAAGACCUUCCGUUUGAGUGUCGUUCGACCCGACUGGGUGUACGCUGCCUGGACGGACCGCGACAACGUGCAGUUCGAGGCCACGCAGGACGGCUUCACCAAGAACCACCGCCUGAAGGCGUUCGAGGGCCAGAAGGUCUGCUUCUUUGGCUUCCCCGCCGAGGAGCACCAGCACAUGGUCGACGUGCUGCUGGAAAACGGCGGCGUCUGUGCCGACCUGGACGAUCCCGAGUGCUCGCAUGUUGUGAUGCCCAAUACGGGCGCUGUACUUACAAGCACUAGCUCUAGCACUGAUACUAACCCAAGCACAAGCAUCCAGACACCCACAACGUCGCUAGGCAGCGCGCGGGCAGCAGGCGGGGCGGCAAACGAAGACGAACCCAUGGAUGAGGCGGAGAUCGAUAGUGCAGGAGGAGUCGGAGGACGCAUGGCGCGGGCCCUGGAGCAGGCGCUCGAGGAGAAGGAGAACGAGCGGCAGCCCAAAGAGGACGACGACGAGGAGGACAUCUUCUUCGACGAGCGUCUCUUCGUGGAGACGGCACCUGUCCUGCACAAUGCUGGCGACGAUCAGCUGCCAGAGUCCGACGAGGACGAAGAGCCGCAGCCGCAGCCGCAGCCGCAGCCGGACCCUGAGGAUGUCCAGGCCAGCACUCCGAAGACGAGCAAGCCGCGCAUCAGCCUCACCACGGCCACGCCCAUUAAGACGCCCAUCAGUAGUUCCCCUGAAAUGAAGACCAAAGAGGCGACGAUGGGAAUGGCGAUGGCGUUGGACUUUCAGAGCGACACGCCCAACAUAUCGCCCAUCCUGAAGGCCAUCGACGAGUGUGACAUGGAGACGGACGAUCUGUUCGCGGAGGUGGAGCCGGUGGCGGAGCCAGCCACUGAGAAUGAUCUCAAGCGAAAGCGCGACAGCAUCGACAACCUGUCCCUGAUUUCGGUGGACUCGUACGUCCUGCCGGCGAGCACCAAGAAGCCCAAGCUGACCCGCCACGGCUCCAUCUCGCGCACCCUCCGUCGCUCCGUGAGCUUCGUGGCCGAGCCGCUCAAGAAUGUGCUGCGGCCGCGGCGCAGCUCGAUUGCGGGGGUCGAUGCCUACAACAUUCUGGGCAGCGAGGUGGCCGACGACUCCUUCUGCUCGAUGGCCUCGCUGAACGAAUCGAUCAAGCGGCCCGUGAAGGGGCUCCGCAACAUCUGCAGCCGCAUCACACGAAGCAGCACUCGACGCGCCGAAAAGGAACGCGAUCGCGAUCGUGAAGGCACUCCCGAGUGCUCCUACGCGCCGCCGCAGCCCAUGGACAGCGGCUUCAAGACUCCGAAGGCACCCAAGCAACGAUCCUCUGCCACGCCGAAGAACUCCAAGCGCCUCUUCGGCCCCGUCUCCGGUGUCGUGUCUGCCUUGGCCUUCACUAACGCUCCUUCCCCCUCCCCCAGUCCCAGUCCCCAGCUCCCCCUCAAUUCCACUGCAAAGGCCAGCUGCGAUACCAACGACACCUCAUACACACCGACAUCGAAAACGACAUCGUCAUCGAUCAUGGCUUUCUGUGCUGCUGCAGUCGUCGUCAACGCAUCAUCAUCGUCGUCUGCUGCUGCUGCUCCUGAUGCUGCUGCUGCUGCUGGGCAUAGCGCGGUUCAAGAUAUUAAAGAAGAAGAUUCCCCCGAAGGGUCGGCAAGCGAGCCCAUGCAAAUGGUGGUGGACGAGCACACGACCGUCGCGAAGCCCGACACCAAGAGCAAUAACACACACAUCCUGAAAUCAGACUGGUUCUGGUAUACCAUACAGAAUGGCUAUGCCAACGAGAUGGACUAUCUGUUCGGAGACUAUCUGGAUAGCAUUACGAAUACCCCGAACACGGACCGUCGGGACUCGCUGCCCGUCAGCUUUAACAAGAGGAAACGCAAGCGUUUGUCGCAGCGCAUCCAGCUGGAGGGCACGCCGCUGGGCUCGGGCAAGCGACGCUCCUCUGUGUCGGAUGCCGGCCUCCUGUCCGUCUCCAACAGCCUGUUCGACUGCACCACGAGUCCGGACAAACUGCUGGACAGCGACGACAAGCUGCUGCUGCACUCCGAGCCGGAGCCCAUCGAUGGCACGCCCGUGAAGAGAUCCAUGCGCUUCAACCACUUCAUGGACUUCUUCACCACAGAAUCCAACUAUGUCGGCAUACUGGAUACCAUUUUGAAUCUCUUUAAGAACAAACUGGAGGAACUGGCGGAGACGAAUGAUCCGCUGCUGAACAAGUCGGAGAUCAAAUCGGUGUUUGGCAACUUUCUGCCCAUCCACGAGGUGCACCAGAGCAUGCUGGAGCACCUGCGGAAGCUGCAUGCCAACUGGCGGGAGGACUGCCUCAUCGGGGACAUCAUCAUCGGGCACCAGGAGGAGCUGAUCAAGGCGUAUCCGCCGUACGUGAACUUUUACGAGCAGAUGAAGGAGCAGCUGCAGUACUGCGACCGCGAGUACCCCCGCUUCCAUGCGUUCCUCAAGAUCAACCAGACGAAGCCCGAGUGCGGCCGCCAGAGCCUGCAGGACCUGAUGAUCAGGCCCGUGCAGCGCCUGCCCAGCAUUAGUCUGCUGCUCAAGGACAUCCUGAAGCACACGGGCAGCAGCAAUGCGGACCACGAGAGACUGGAGGAGGCCCUGAAGGCCAUCAAGCAGGUGACGCUGCACAUCAACGAGGACAAGCGGCGCACUGAGUCGCGCAUGGCCAUCUUCGAUAUAUUCAACGAUAUCGAUGGUUGUCCGGCGCACCUCGUCAGCUCCAACCGCAGCUUCAUCGCCAAGUGCGAGGUGAACGAGCUCUCCGACUCGUUGAGCGGGCGGGGGGACAGCCUUCUGCUGUACCUCUUCUCCGAUUCCAUCGAGCUGUGCAAGCGACGCUCGCGCGGCUUCAACACCGUCAAGUCCCCGAGCACCGGCAAGCCGCACAAGCACCUCAAGCUGAUAUCCCUCAACACGAUCCGCUUCGUGAUCGACAUCUCGGACAGCCCGCGCGCCUUCGGCCUGCUGCUGCGCGGCGAGAAGGAGAAGCUCUACACGUUCACCAUCAACGACGAGGAGACGGACAAGAUCAGCUACAUGAAGAAGCUCUGCAACCAGAUAGCCGCCCACAUGUGCCGCACGGACGCGGACAAGCUGCUGCUCUGCCACUCCUCCCAGGAGCUGGACGUGGACAUCAGCGAUGUGAAUGUCAGCACGCUGAGCAAGGCCUUCAAGCUGGCAGCCAAGACGCGCCUGAAGGUGGGUCGCGCCUUCUCCUUCAACAAGACCCCAAACAAGCUGAAACGAGCCGUUUCCACCAUGAUGACCUCGCCCUUUGGCAGCACAAACUCCUUGACGCCCUCCUCCCAGCUGGCCCAGAUGCGUUUGGCAGCAAACAGCUGCAGAAAUAUUAACGAAGUGGCCGACGAAGACGAUUGCUCCAGCAUGAGAAGCAGCUCCCCAUCGACGCAGUCGGAAACGCUGGUGGUGCCCCCAAUGUCUGUGCAGCCCACGCGCAAGAGCAAGGCCGGCGUGGGCGUCAGCGUGGGCCGCAUUUAGAGUCGGGAUCGAUUCGGAUCGCCUCCCAAUAUCUCUCCCAAUUCCAUGCCGCACAACUCGAGGCAUCUUCGAAUUCGUAAUCUCACAGACAACAACACAGAACACAUCAGAAACGGAAACAGAAGCAGAAAUUAAUUGUAUUUUUUAAACAUUUUUUUUUUUUCGUAUUAAUUGUUUAGAUCGUAGAACAAAUGUAUCGUUAAGUUUGUCGCUUGUCGAUGAGCAGCAGAUGGCAAAUGUUGAAGCGUUUGCCGCCGCACACCGUCGACCAUCGAAUAUCGACCAUCGAAUAUCGAAUAUCGAAUAUGAUUAUGACCGAUUGUAUGAUCCAACUGUAAAUAGUUAUCCCUCCCUCUCUCUCUGUCGAGAAAGAGAGAGAUGCGUAUAUGUAAACCCGUAACCCGUAACCCGUAAUCGUGUCCGUGUCACCACACAAUCGUAGAGUAGUGUCUGGAGAUCGAGAUCCGAUUUCCCAUCCAUUGAUCGACCGAUCGGUCGGCUUUGAUUGCCACACGACACACUGCAACACACACUGCAACACGCUGUGAAUGUUUACUGAGUAAAUUUUACAAAAAAAUAUUAAUUUUCAUAAUUAAACAAGAUUAAUUUUAAA